This is a messenger RNA of Adineta ricciae, 966 nucleotides long. The record is from the annotation of a GenBank genome assembly. Lineage: Eukaryota; Metazoa; Rotifera; Eurotatoria; Adinetida; Adinetidae.
AUGCUUGAUGUAGUAAACAACCAAGAUGAGAAUAUUCGUAUUACUCGAUCAAUUGGAUUGAAUGCUCAAUUUCUCGAUGUUUCGGUAUAUAACAAUCAAGGACAAUUAAAGACUACUGUCUUUCAUAAACCAUCAGCAGCACCUUACAUUCUACCAUUUUUAUUUGAUCAUCCACGUCAUAUUCAUCGUAGUAUAAUCAAAGCUGCUCUCCUUCGAGCGGUACGUCUUUGCUCACAUGUGCAAGAUUUUAAUCAAGAACGAUUACGUAUUGAAAUCACACUAUUAUUGAAUGACUAUCCUCCAAAGUUUAUUGCCUAUCACUUCAAAACGUUUUUUCAGCAAAACAAUGUCGCUUUAUUAUUAGAGCAAUUAGAUGAUGCGAUUUAUCAAGGAUUCCAUCAAAAGCAAAUUAGUUUACCAACACAGCAUGAGAGAGAACGACAACAAGGCCAACCAACAAAUUCAGAUCGAACCAAACAAUCACCAAAUCAAACUGAACAGAGGCGAGAACAAUGGAAUAGUAAAGAAAUUCGUGUUCAUUAUAUUUAUUCCAGUGGUCCAAUGUCAGAAUUCAAACAAAGAUUGAAACAGUUAUGGAAAAAUCACUAUGUGCAUCCUGGUUCGCCAUUGAACAAUGUAGCAUUAAAAAUUGGUACAAGAUCUAAUAAAUCUCUGCAGCAUAUAUUANAUCGAACCAAACAAUCACCAAAUCAAACUGAACAGAGGCGAGAACAAUGGAAUAGUAAAGAAAUUCGUGUUCAUUAUAUUUAUUCCAGUGGUCCAAUGUCAGAAUUCAAACAAAGAUUGAAACAGUUAUGGAAAAAUCACUAUGUGCAUCCUGGUUCGCCAUUGAACAAUGUAGCAUUAAAAAUUGGUACAAGAUCUAAUAAAUCUCUGCAGCAUAUAUUAGUGAAGAACAAACCACUGAAAUCUAUGCUAAUCGAUAUUAAUACUACAAAUACAUAA